Messenger RNA from Penicillium oxalicum, 2973 nucleotides. Its product is annotated as molybdopterin oxidoreductase family protein. Gene Ontology annotation, molecular function: molybdopterin cofactor binding; oxidoreductase activity. Lineage: Eukaryota; Fungi; Ascomycota; Eurotiomycetes; Eurotiales; Aspergillaceae. The transcript is spliced from 5 exons. The coding region runs from base 1 to 2973 and encodes 990 amino acids. The record is from RefSeq and is a predicted model, not a curated record.
AUGCCGCCAAACGUGGGUGAAGUGCGGGACUCGAUCGAAAACGUCUGGGGCGACCGGACCCCUUACAAGCAUGAAUGGCCAACGCGUUGUGAUGCGAGCACUACCGAAACACCGGAUAAAUGGGUACAAAGUGCAUGUGUCCUGUGCAGUAAUGGCUGCGGGUUGGAUAUUGGGGUGAAAGAUGGCCGCGUGAUCGGUGUCCGGGGACGUGUUAGUGAUCGAGUCAAUAAGGGCCGUUUGGGACCCAAAGGACUGAACGGGUGGUCUUCAAUCCACCACCCAGACCGAUUGAAAACUCCCUUGAUUCGCCGCGAGAAUGGCCAGCUUGAGCCUGCAACCUGGGACGAGGCCAUGUCUUUGAUUGUCGACAAGGCAAAAGCAACCAUCGAUAAGUUGACUCGCCAUGGCAUCGGCUUCUACACAUCAGGCCAGUUGUUUUUGGAAGAGUAUUAUGUUCUGGCCAUGAUCGGCAAGGCUGGCUUGAACACCUUGCACAUGGAUGGCAACACGAGGCUCUGUACUGCAACUGCGGCUGCGAGUAUGAGAGAGUCGUUCGGCAGCGAUGGUCAACCAGGGUCUUACACCGACAUUGACUACACGGACUGCCUCUUUCUCGUGGGACAUAACGUGGCAGCCACGCAGACUGUCCUUUGGUCGCGGAUGCUUGACCGGCUGGAAGGUCCCAGGCCACCGAAGUUGAUUGUUGUUGAUCCGCGCGAGUCUGAAACGGCCAAGCGUGCGACAAUCCAUCUGAAGCCCAAGAUCUCGACCAAUCUCGCACUGCUGAACGGGCUUCAGCACCUGCUGUUUAAGAACAAUUGGGUCAAUACGGAAUACACAUCCACGCAUACCGUUGGACUAGAGGAGCUUCAGGAGGUCGUCCGCGAGUACACACCGGACGUCGUUGAAGAGAUCACCGGGGUGCCUGCUCAACAAUUAGAGGCCGCAGCUGAGAUUCUCGGCAAGACUCCCACCCUCCUCUCGACCGCGCUGCAGGGCGUUUACCAAUCGAACCAGGCCACCCCGAGCGCUUGCCAGAUCAACAACAUCAACUUGUUACUUGGUCAUAUCGGCAAGCCGGGCAGUGGCAUUCUGCAGAUGAACGGACAGCCAACGGCACAAAAUAACCGAGAAACCGGAUGCGACGGCGAAUAUCCCGGAUUUCGAAACUUUCAGAAUCCGCGGCAUAUGCAAGAGAUUGCUGAUGCGUGGAACAUCGACCUGGUCAAGAUGCCUCAUUGGAACCAGCCCACCCAUAUCGAGAACAUGUUGAAAUACAUCGAUGAUGGCUCUAUUGGCAUGUUUUGGAUCUCAGGUACCAAUCCGCUAGUCAGUCUUCCCAACCUGCCUCGAGUCCGCAAGCUCUUCACCAAGCCUGAGCUCUUCGUGGUCUGUCAAGACAUCUUUCCGACAGAGACUACCGCCAUCGCAGACGUGGUUCUUCCUGCUGCUCAGUGGGGUGAGAAGACCGGCUGCUUCACCAAUGUCGAUCGUACCAUGCAUCUGUCGCACAAGGCCGUGGAGCCCCCUGGUGAAGCGCGGGCAGACCUCGACAUUUUUCUUGAUUUUGCUCGACGCAUGGAAUUCAAGGACAAACAUGGCGGUCCGCUGACUCCAUACAAGACCCCCGAGGAAACUUUCAACGCGUGGAGGAAGAUGUCACAUGGACGACCAUGUGACUGCGGGGCGUUGACGUACGAGAAGUUGACUGGUGGCUCGGGCAUUCAAUGGCCCUGCACCGAGGAGUAUCCGAACGGAAAAGAACGCUUGUUCGACGACGGGAAGUUCUUCACAGACAUCGAUUACUGCGAGGACUAUGGACAUGACUUGGAAACAGGAGCUCCUUUGACGAGAAGCCAGUACGAGUCGCUGAACCCAGCUGGCCGCGCAAUCUUAAAGGCGUGUCAUUAUCGCCCGUCUCUGGAAGCCACGAAUGCCGACUUCCCACUGCGAUUGUCGACAGGGAGAAAUGUCUACCAGUUUCACACCAGGUCCAAGACGGGACGGUCAAAGCGGCUCCAUGAGGCGUAUCCGGAGCCGAAAAUCACCAUAUCUGCCGCCGAUGCCCAGGAUCUGGAACUCACAGAGGGAGAGAUGGUUGUGGUUCGAUCGAGAAGAGGCGCCAUCGAGAUUCCAGUAACGAUUGGGAACAUCGGUGAGGGCAACGUGUUCAUUCCGUUCCACUUUGGCAAUCUCAAUGCCAACGAUGCGCGAUCUCGUGCAGCUAACGAGCUGACUCUUGACGAAUGGGAUCCUGUUUCGAAGCAGCCACGCUUCAAGUCCGGUGCAGUUCGGAUUGAAAAGUGUGUUCAAAAGGAAUCCGGAGACAGCAGCAUCCACGUCAAGGAAAAGAAUAGCGAAGCAAUCAAACAGGCAAAAGCAAAGACUACCAAAGAAGCAUCCCAGCAAGCUGGUGAGCGCGUCAGAAGGCUUGAAGUCUGGCUUGGUGCCACACAUGAGGGGAUCGAGACUCUCUUGGACAUAUACCAAAACCUCCUCCCACGACUGGUCAACGACUCUGAAGUCCAUUCGGGGGUCCGAGAACUGACCAUGAUUACUACGAACAUGUUGAAAGCCAUCCGACCUCUUCUCGAGAAGUAUCAUGAAAGUCGGCAAUACGGAAGGGACCUGUGCCACAAGUUGCGGGAGACGAUGUUUCCCAAGGGUGCAACUCGGAACGAUCCAUGUGAAGCUCUGUCUGCGCUGCAAUCCCUCCAGCUAUUUGUGUCAUAUGUGGAAGGACAUCUCGUCGCUCUUUCUCCUGCCAGUCAGGCUCUGUGGGACGAUGGAUUCAUCCGGGCCGUGGACUUUUGUACGAAGCAGCUCAAUCGCCAGAAGGCGUGGAUCAUGCAGCAGAUCAAGGUCAGAGGCCCGCAGACGCUGUUGGUUCCGAUAGCACUACCAGAGGAACUGCACAUCGGGAAUACGGGAUUAGAGGGGAGUCUACGGGAGUCGCAGUCAAAACCCGUUUAG